AUGAAUCCGCCUCCAGCANAANAGGCUCGCCUGACGACAGCAUGUAAUGAAUGCCGACGGCGGAAGGUCAAAUGCGACGCCAACUAUCCAAAGUGUUCGAAUUGUUGCACUAGGAACUCUGAGUGCUUUACGAGUGACCCCAAACGACCAGAUGUCCCAGUCAUCCGCGAGUGGGUCGAAGUACCAGAGAAGCCGACUACUCAGACUCAGCCCUUACUCGCAGCGCAAAGUCAACUUACGACAAUACCUUCGGAACCGGAUGGAUCUAGUCGCGACAUUCUUGGGCCGAACCACCUUCAAUCUAACAUUACGCAACAUCCUGCAACCUCUCCCCCAAUACAUAACAAUCACACGCCAACCGUCAAUGGCAAUUUGGGAACCCCUGUCGUCACAGAGACGACCAAUGUCUCGCCAGUACAACAGCCACAUGACAUGACUUUCAACCUUGACUUUGUGAACAACAGAUUCAAAAUGCUAGGGGCCAGUAGCGGUCAAUGCUUGACCAAGUCACUAGAUGUCUAUCUCAAAUCUUACAACGUAGAACCAGUUUCUGCCUUGUUUCGGCACGGAAUGCAGCACGCCGAAGAGAUGGACUUGCCUCUAUCACUCGACCUGACACCUUUCCCGGACUACAAUACAAGACAGACUUUCAUGGAUGCCUACUUUACUCGUAUACAUGUAUACUACCCCAUCACCGAUGUUGAUGAGACCAAAGCCAUGGUCCACCGAAUUGCGCCGCUACCAGAUCUCAAGUCUGUCUCAUAUACCAAGGUUCCAUUUCUCGCGAUAGCUUAUCUCCUGAUGAGUCUAGGCGCGGAUGAGGCCAAUGGUGGUCCAUCAGAUCUUGGCACGAGAUAUCUCAAGGUUGGCGCGGUACUCGCUGGUCAUGCCGUGAAUUAUCCCUACUUGACCACAGUGCAAUCUCUUCUCCUUCUUGCUAUAUGUUACCGAGGCCGCAAUAAAGAUGGUCUAGGCUGGGCAGCUACUGGAUCAGCAGUCAGAAUAGCGCAAUCUAUGGGACUGCACCGACAUUCUGCUGCGAAACCAUCGGAUCAGCAUGGCAUUCAACGUCGAGAUCAACAGCUCUUUCACGCCCGAAUAUGGGCCAUCUGCUGCUGCCUAGAGAAGACCGCCCAACUCGAAUGUGGAAGACCAUCCGCCAUCAACGUGGUGAACACUGAUUCGAUGAUGAUGUCCGCACAGAAAGCACCGGGGCACAACUAUCUAGCAUUCAACAUGGCUCUGGCAGAAGUGCAGCAUGAUAUAUCCACACAUCUGUAUGAACAUCAGCCUGGUGAAAGAACGGCAAAACAAAUCUUGCUGGACACCGCUCGCUUGGACAAGAAACUCCUACUGUGGCCCAACAUGGUGCCUGCCGAACUCCGCCCCGGCAAUGAUAUCCUCUGUGGAGAUGAUCAAUACCAUCUCGCCGCGAUUUUGUCUUUCCAAUACCAUCAAGCUGUCAUUGCUGUACAUCGAGCCGCAUUGAUACAGCCCCUGGCAGCUCUGCAGCGUGAGAUUGACAAGGUUUUGCCAGACAAUGACGCUCGAUACAGACUCAAGGGCGGUGAAGCGAUUUGUGUUAGCAGCGCCAGAGCUGUCGCCAGGCUUACAAUCGAGCUGCUGGAAAGAAAGAUCGACUCACGCCUUAUCAGCGCUGGGCCUGCAUUGUUGGCAUGUGUGGUGCUUGCUACAUAUAUCGUCAAGAAUCCAGGAGGCAGAAUGCAGCUUUCAGAUAUGGAGCUACUCAAAGCGGUCGCCGAAUGGAUGUCUGGUCAAUUCCGGAAGACCGGCAUGGACGAGAAUUUCUCCAACAGUGAGUUUGCCCUUGGCGACACGCUGAGAACACCACUACUGGGACCUGCAUCUACAAAGUCUCGGGCCAUACUGACAAUUUUUANNGGCGCAGCCAACAUAUGCAGAAGAGUUAUGGAAUGUCUGUCACGAUGGAAGUCAGCACAAGCCAAAUGGACAUCGCAAAAUCAACAACCGAACGAGUUGCGCAGUAUUCUGGGAAACUCAAGCAGCACAACAAGUCUCAGCAACCACACCAACAACACCAAUAGUAACAAUCACAACAUGAUGCAACCCUCACCAAUCAAUCACCACACCUCGAGCAGCAGCGGACAAAGCCAUCAAGCAGGAAUCUCUGGCGCUUCGAACUUGUCACCCGCAUCCAACAUAGUGAAUCGCGAACAUUCUACCAUGCAAAUUGCUAACAUCUUGCUCGACAAUGCAAGUCAUACCACUGUAAUGGGCAGUAUUGACGAAAAUCCCGAUAUAAGUGCCUUGCCGUUUGAAGGCUACAAUCUUGAGGAGUUGUGGGACUGGAUGGACUCGGGCGGUGACAUUGGAGAAUUUGAGAAUAUUGACUGGACGAACGGUACUGGAUUUGAGGAUCAUUAA
This is a messenger RNA of Aureobasidium vineae, 2406 nucleotides long. NCBI's taxonomy places the organism in Eukaryota, Fungi, Ascomycota, Dothideomycetes, Dothideales, Saccotheciaceae. The record is from the annotation of a GenBank genome assembly.